This is a messenger RNA of Impatiens glandulifera, 2190 nucleotides long. RefSeq names its product pentatricopeptide repeat-containing protein At5g61370, mitochondrial. The transcript has 2 exons. NCBI's taxonomy places the organism in Eukaryota, Viridiplantae, Streptophyta, Magnoliopsida, Ericales, Balsaminaceae. Bases 315 to 1754 code for a protein of 479 amino acids. Gene Ontology annotation, molecular function: protein binding. The record is from RefSeq and is a predicted model, not a curated record.
CGCCGCCGGCGAAAUUGUGCUUCUCUUUACUAUGCCCUCUGCAUCUAUCCGGCGACGUCUUUCCGGCGAUUCUUUCUCUCUUCUAUUUCCGGCGACGAACGGCGAUUCUUAAUCACCUGAUAAUACAAAGGUCAGACGGUUGCUUCCUUGAAUCUUUCUUGAUUUUAUGUACUGGUACUUUGUAAAUCUAUCACCAACUGUUCGACACAAGUCCUGAGUGAAUUUGAUGCUUCUGUUUUGCAAAUUUAGAUGUUCUAGUCUAUUUGGAUUUGGAUUUGGAUUUGGAUUCGUAUUUUUCCUUCUUGCGUGAUGGAAUGAAUGAUUGUCGUUUGCUCAAGAUGUUAAUAAAAUUGACAAACUUGAUUAUGCGAAGAACUGUACCCAAGAAAUACGAUUACCUUCCUUACAGCACAAUACAAUUACAGACUACAACCGCUGUAGAAAUAACGGAGGUUUGUAGCUUGGUUUCGAAAGGAGUAGGCAGUUUAGAUGAUCUGGAAUUGUCUUUAGAUAAUUUAAAUCUUCCUUUAGCAUCUUCACUUGUCAGACAAGUCUUUGAGUCUUCUUGUAAAUCUGAAGCACCCACUAGAAGACUGCUCAGAUUCUUCUCAUGGUCAAUGGAAAAUUUGGAAUCUAAGUUGGAAGAUAAAGAUUACAAUCUAGCAAUUCAAGUUUUCAGUGAAAGAAAAGACUUGAAGGCAGUUGAGAUAUUAAUGUCUGAUCUCGUUAAGCAAGCUCGGUCGUUGAAUAGCUCUACUUUCAGUCUUGUAGCCGAAACAUUAGUAAAACACGAGAAAGAAGACGAGGCAUUGGGAAUUUUCAAGAACUUGGAUAAAUUCAACUGCCCACAUGAUGUAAUCACAGUAACAGCAAUAGUUAACGCUCUUUGUGCGAAAGGGCAUGCUAAACGAGCCGAAGGUGUUUUCUUACACCAUAAGGAUAAAAUAGCAGGUUCUGAGCGUUUAAUAUAUAGGAGCCUCAUUUACGGUUGGUCUCAGCAGUGUAAUGUUAAGGAAUCGCGUAGAAUUCUUCAGGAAAUGAAGUCUGCAGGAUUUGUUCCAGAUAUUUUCUGUUUUAAUGAGUUCUUGAGGUGUCUUUGCGAGAGAAAUCUGAAAUCUAACCCUUCUGUUCUUCUUCCAGAGGCUUUGAAUGUUUUGAGGGAGAUGAGGAGUUAUGGAUUGGGACACUCCACGACAAGUUACAACAUAAUUCUAUCGUGCUUGGGCAAGGUAAGACGGGUUAAGGAAUCUCUUCAAGUUCUUGAAAGAAUGAGGAAAACCGGAUGCUUUCCUGAUUCAGUUAGCUAUUACCUUGUUGCCAGAGUUCUUUACUUGACUGGGAGAUUUGGAAAAGGUAAUGAGAUAGUGAAUUAUGUAAUUGAAAUGGGUUUGGUUGAAGAUCAUAAAUUCUUUUACAAUGUUAUUGGGAUUUUGUGUGGUGUUGAAAGAGUGAAUUAUGCUAUAGAGGUGUUUGACAAAAUGAAGAGUAAAUCUUUGGGUGGUUAUGGUCCUGUUUAUGAUUUGCUAAUACCGAAGCUAUGUAGAGGAGGUGAUUUCGAUAAGGGGAGAGAGCUUUGGGACGAGGCUCGAUCAAUGGGGGUUUGUUUAAGUAUUUCGAGUGAAGUGUUGGAUCCAUUGAUCACUAAGGUUUUCGAGCCUGUGAGAAAGGAAAAGAAAAAAGUUACUCUUAUGGAGUCUAGACUUUUGAGACUCGAAUUGAAAGAAAGGAGUAGAAAGAGCAAGAAGAAGAAAUAGAAGCAUAAAAUGGAGAGGAUGGUCCAAAUUCGAAGAAUAUCAGAUGUUCAAUCUCCUCGAUUUCUGUUGAGUUAUUGCGGAGUUGGGGGCCAUUUAAUGAGAUGACUAAUGAAUGUGGGUUCACACCUUAGUUGGGUAAUGUUUGUUGCUUAAAUGUAAGUUGUCUUCAACUUCAAUUUCAUUUGUUGUCUUCGAUAAAUUUCUUGGAAGGGAAUCAAACAAGGUUCCUAAGAUGACCUAGCCUGACUGUUAUUAGACUCCAUUGGAUCCAGCCAAAAGGGACAAGAGAAAACAUAUGCCAACCAAAGAAGAUCCAUUUUUACCAAAUUUGACUGAGCAAGAGUUUCUUUCUUUUGUAAAUUAUUAUAUUAUCAAAUUUGUUUACAUCUUAGAUAUGUAGAAGCCAUUGAAGUAUGAAAGUUAUGCAAAUGAUAUA